UUUUAGUGCUUUAUUUACAAUCCGCACGAGCUCAGCAGUGAGGCUGAUCACUUCCGUGUUUGUGUUUAUGAGGAAUUUAGAGAUGUAAAUAACUGUGACGCGAGUUCCGGUCACAGGCGAGAGGAGGGAAAGUGUCCCGAUAGCAUGUGGCUGUGUGCCAUGUUAGCAUUGGCGUCUGGUGGAAUAUACACAGCUGUAACAACACCAGGGAUCUCCUGUGGCAGAUAGAAAGGUCUGCACUGAACUGAUAGAAACUCCAGGUCAGAGUAUUCCUGUUGAUCCUGACGUUCUGGUGUUCCCAGCGUGAUGGACGGCGAGGCUCCGGUUCACAGCUGGCCGUGCUCGUACUAUGUGAAUGGCGAUAAGCGCUGGGUAAGCGGGCGUCUCACUUUGACCCCAAGCGCCAUCCGCUUCAGCUCAUCGCUGGGCGGGGCUGGAGGGGCAGUUCUCCUGCUUCCGCUGUCCCGCAUCACACACAUCAACACCGAGUCAUCCUGCUUCAUCUUCAGCGCCGUGACCCUGCAGGAGCGUGAUGCACACAAGCACUGGUUCUCCUCCCUGAAACCGAGCGCCGGCGCUGUAUUCCACGUCCUGCAGCACUUCUGGAGGGAGACGCUUGCCCUGCAUACGCACUCCACACACACCCCGCUCAGCCGCGGCCAGAGACUCAUCAGUAUGGUGAGCGACGCCCAGCACACGCUCUCACACACCGGCAGGGCACUGAGUCAGCAGGGGGAGCAGUUCCACCACAUGAUCCACCAGCUCGACAAGAUGGAGUCCGACCUGGGCGUGGCCGAUAAGUUGCUGUCGGAGCUGGAGUCUCCUGCUUGGUGGCCGUUCAGGAAGUUCCCAUGGAACAGGAAGUGCCAAACAGAGCCAGGUCAAGCCGAAGCUAAAGCUCCGCCUGCUGAAGGCUCCAAUAGAUCAUCGAAAGAGAUCCUGAGUGUGCCAGUUGUAUUUUAUCGCGGUGGCGACAUAAACGUCGCUGAUGUGAGUUCCGGUGCUCUGGUGUUGCUAGUCUCCGCCCUGGAGGUGCGCGAUGUUAACGGCCGGCUCGUUCAUCGCUUCCACAAGCAGGAAGUGGAUGAGAUCCGUGUGCACGGCAUUUGCGACAUCAGCGUGCGACAGCGCCACAUCGGGAAACCGGACGUGUGUUUCAGGCUCCUGUCGGCGAAGAUGGCCGAGGCACUGUGUGUCCUCGAAGUGCAGUACAAGAAGAAAGUGGAGUUCGCUAGGGAUUAUUCAGGGUUCCAGGCCACGCCCAGUGAUGACAUCGCACCAGGGAGCAUGGCGUUCUGGGGUGCAGGAGCGAGUUCAGACUUGGAUGUUCCUGUCCAGGUUCCUGCAGGAGAUCUGACUCCAGUUCAGCUCCAUGUUCAGCGGAACGCAGUGAGUCAGGAGGAGGCGCAGGAGCUCAAACAGAUGCUGCUGCAGUUGAAGUCCCUGGCCCUGGAGGCCGACAGCGAGCUGCAGCGUCAGGAUGAAGCUCUGGACGUGUUGAUGUCCUCCAGUGAGCGCAGCACUGCCACCAUCGACACACACACACGCAGGAUGAGGAAACUGCUCUGACCUUCAUCACCAUCAGGAACCAACAUGAGCACAGACCUCCUCCUGCAUGCCUGCGCAGUGUCUCCCCCUACAGGCAGUGAGGCGGAACAAGUAAACUUCAGACUGACCUCCAUAGACGGAGAGCGAGAGAUAUUUCUUGCACGUCUGCCAUGAAACUCACGCACGCACGUACUGCUGAUUCAUUUACAUAAUUAUGUGCAAUCUGUUUAUGCUGUAAAUAUACUGUAUGUUUUAAUCAUGUUCCUUAUUUUAAUUUAUUUAUUUGUUUAUUAAUUAAUCAUCCUGAUGGAGUUUGUUAAACUACACUAUAAUAAAUACAGUGACGCCUCCAUCAACCGACAUCACACACUACAAUGAGAUUCUUCUCUAUAACCUUUUCAUGGUGAGUGUGUGUGUGUGUGUGUGUGUGUAACAGGAUACGGUGCUCAUCGUUUAGUUCCUGUUCAACAUCAUUUACAAACUGAACUCAUGAAAAAAAUCAAUUUUAUUAAAUGGAACUAAUAAGGAGUUUAAUUACAGCAGGAGAGAGGAUCAUGAACACAGCCACCUGAGAAAAGUCUAAAAUCUACCUGAACAAGAACAUGAGGAGCUAGAAUUAGAAGGGGAAAAAGAAAAGAGGGAGUAGGGAAUAAGGACAUGGGGAAUCGUGAUGGGGGAAGGGAAUUGUGAUGGGGCGGA
Messenger RNA from Neoarius graeffei (lesser salmon catfish), 2247 nucleotides. RefSeq names its product synaptosome associated protein 47 (gene snap47). The transcript has 7 exons. Gene Ontology annotation, cellular component: plasma membrane; SNARE complex. Gene Ontology annotation, biological process: synaptic vesicle priming; exocytosis; synaptic vesicle fusion to presynaptic active zone membrane. Gene Ontology annotation, molecular function: SNAP receptor activity; syntaxin binding. Lineage: Eukaryota; Metazoa; Chordata; Actinopteri; Siluriformes; Ariidae. The record is from RefSeq and is a predicted model, not a curated record. Bases 307 to 1569 code for a protein of 420 amino acids.